Glycine soja is the source of this 513-nucleotide messenger RNA. RefSeq lists its product as uncharacterized. Bases 1 to 513 code for a protein of 170 amino acids. The transcript is spliced from 4 exons. NCBI's taxonomy places the organism in Eukaryota, Viridiplantae, Streptophyta, Magnoliopsida, Fabales, Fabaceae. The record is from RefSeq and is a predicted model, not a curated record.
AUGGUGUGCAAGCAACAUGCUGAGGUUGCAUCCAAGGGGAUGAGUAUGAUAACAGGAACACUCUAUGAUCGGAUUAUUAAGAAGAGAAAUAUCCGAGACUUCAAUGAAUUUCAAAUUGUCAUUCUUGAUAUUUAUGGUGCAAUCAACAUGGCCUUGCCUGGUAAGCAUUAUGAUGCACCAACACAUGAUGAUAUAGAGAACUAUUAUGAAACACGGACUAAAUCUGAGGAAGCUCAAAAAAAGGAGGCUUUCAUCAAAUUCGUUACUGAGAAUGUGAAUCAGAGCAAAGCAGAUGAAUCUAUGAUGAUCUCUGGGAUAGUGACUCCACCAGUUGCCAUGGAAGCUAAGAAAACUGGCCAAACUGUGCCACAGUUAAGUAUUAUCAAAGCCGUCCCUGAUGUUGCAUUUGUUCCUGAAGCCACCAUUUUGGCUCUCAUUGCUAUUAAACUCACCAGAAAAUGGCAUUCAAGAAUAUCUCAUCCCUUCCUGAAAGAAAAUGAUACCCCUUCCUAG